Messenger RNA from Atta colombica, 618 nucleotides. Its product is annotated as histone-lysine N-methyltransferase SETMAR-like. The transcript has 2 exons. The record is from RefSeq and is a predicted model, not a curated record. Lineage: Eukaryota; Metazoa; Arthropoda; Insecta; Hymenoptera; Formicidae. Bases 1 to 618 code for a protein of 205 amino acids.
AUGGAGCAUCGGUUACAAGAAGGUGAUUUCGAUUGGAACUACAUUAUAAUACUGGACGAGGAACGUCACUACAGGAAAAGAUUGAUUUCAGAGGUUAUUCAUCAGGAGACAAACCUGCAGACGGAUAUGGAGGCGCUUCCCAAUGCCUACCUCCCGAUCAUAGAGCUAAGGCUUGAGUUGUUGUCACGUCUAGUCAGUGUCGUUCAUACGCAUGAUACUUUAAAGAAAAUAGCCGUUUAUGAGUGGCAUGAGCGCUUCAAAAGUGGUCGUGAGUCCGUCGAGGAUGACGAACGCAGUGGCAAGCCGUCGACAUCGAAAACCGACGAAAACAUCAAUAAAGUGAGAGAAAUGUUGAUCAAUAACCGCAAAUUAAUUAUCAGAGAGUUGGCAGAGGACUUAAACAUUGCUUAUGGAUCCAUUCAGGACAUUGUAGUUAAUGGUUUGGAUUUGCGCCGUGUUGCUGCAAAAUUGGCCCCGAAGGAACUGAAUUUCAUGCAAAAAAGGGACCGCGUUGUCAUCGCCAAAUACAUCAUUUCCAAGGCUGAAUCCGAUCCAACAUUCAUCAUUACUGGAGAUGAGACGUGGGUUUAUGAGUACGACAUGCAAUUAGGCGAGUGA